Rhopilema esculentum is the source of this 1556-nucleotide messenger RNA. Its product is annotated as cilia- and flagella-associated protein 298-A. Gene Ontology annotation, biological process: regulation of cilium movement. The record is from RefSeq and is a predicted model, not a curated record. Lineage: Eukaryota; Metazoa; Cnidaria; Scyphozoa; Rhizostomeae; Rhizostomatidae.
UUGUUGCUUUUCUGGAUUUGGGUUCACUGACAGAAAUUAGGCCAGGACUUUUUGACUGUGGCAUAACAUGGUUAAGUUGCACGUGAAGCGUGGGGAUGAAAGCCUCUUUCUAUAUGAAACAACGGUCAAGACAAAACUGCAAGAUGUAAUAACUGAUCUAGCAAGAAUACAGAACCAGCGGCUUAAAAUAGAACGACUUUUUUAUGAUUUGGAAACUUUAGCAAAGCAUGGAAUUUGCUUUCCACCAAACAUGCAAGGUUUGACGGAAGAGCAAAUAAAUGAUUUAAAACUUAGCGAUGAAUGGCAAGAAAAAUGUCUGCCAAGUGGAGGAAGUGUGGACUGCAAAGAUCCUGUUGGACGACGAACAGGGAAAGCACCAAACGAAAAAAUGGCUGACAUUAUAAACAAAACGAGGCAUGAUGCGAAAUCCCAAGUUUCGAAGGAUUUGGUGCAAGCGAAUAAAUGUCUAACUUUAGCAGAUACCAAAGAAGCUAUAGAUAAAAUGAAAGGGGCGGUCAUGAUUGUUUACCCUAUGGGUUUGCCCCCACACGAUACUGUGAGACUGGAGUUUGAGAAUGAAGAAGACCUUUCUGGCACACAAGCUGCUGCGCAGGUGCUAGAAGAGACCACUGUGGAACUUUGGUGGGCUGGGAAGGAGCUCCUCAGGUCAAAAUCCCUUGGAGACUACAUUGGAAAAAACGAAAAGACUAAAAUUGUUGUCAAGUUACAAAAAAAGGGGCAAGGGGCCCCCGGCCGCGAGCCUGUUGUCAGUGAGGAGGAGCAGAAGAAAAUGAUGGCCUACUAUUAUCGCAAGCAGGAAGAUAUGAAGAAACUGGAGCAAAAUGAAGAGGACGCCUACUUGAACUCAGAAUGGGCCGAUGGAAAUCAACUGCAAAGGCAGUUUCAAGGAGUCUCCAACAUAAAGUGGCGACCUUGAGCUACAUUAUGUUUAGUUUAUUAGAAUCUUGUUGUAGUUGUUCUGGAGGAGAGAUGGUUUGAAGAGAUCAAUGCUGUUUAACUUAUCGGCGAAAAUUUUCCUUAUUACCUGCACUUAUUUAGUUCUAUUCUUUUAAAUAACUACAUUUUUACUUAUACAUCGUUUGCUAGAAUGGAUGUGUAGUUGAAUUAGACUGUGCAUGGCCCAACAUUAUAAGAUAAAUUGCGCAAAAAUGGAGUCAGCUAAAUACUAGCAACCUUUAAAGCUUUUUUCAUUUGUUUUUGUUCUUUUUCGUGUGCAUGUAUUAUUAGCUCUACAUGUUGUAGCGAAAUCGCCCAGUAGACAUUAUAAAUCUUUCAGUUUGCGUCGCUGCAAACUCAGCCAGUAUGCAGCGAAACAUUAGUUUAUCGUGGGCUGUUUCUUUUGUUUUGCGUGGAUCUUUUGCUUUGACGUGACUUUGUCCUAAUUUUAUAGUAUAUAACAUACAAAACGCAUUAUGAUGUUAGUUAAAGGAACGUGCAAGAAGUGAUGGUCAAGUACUCAUCAACUGCGAAAUAAUUCCAUGUCUGAGUACCUUGAAAGCAAGCAAUUAUAUCCAAAUUUUAUAUUUCUUGGGCAA